Trachemys scripta elegans is the source of this 1599-nucleotide messenger RNA. RefSeq names its product chemokine-like receptor 1. Gene Ontology annotation, cellular component: plasma membrane. The transcript has 2 exons. NCBI's taxonomy places the organism in Eukaryota, Metazoa, Chordata, Testudines, Emydidae. Gene Ontology annotation, molecular function: N-formyl peptide receptor activity; complement receptor activity. The record is from RefSeq and is a predicted model, not a curated record. Gene Ontology annotation, biological process: phospholipase C-activating G protein-coupled receptor signaling pathway; inflammatory response; positive regulation of cytosolic calcium ion concentration. The coding region runs from base 490 to 1599 and encodes 369 amino acids.
UUUGUCUUGCUUCAACUUCCAGCCAUAGGGUCUUGUUAGGCUUUUGGUUGCUAGACCAAAGAGCCCAUGGUCAAAUAUUUGUUUUCCAUGUAGGUACUUAUAGACUGGAACCCCUUCAACUUCACCCCUUCAACUUCUCUUUGUUAAGCCAGAUAGAUGGAUUUCCUGGAAUUUCUCACUAUAAGGCAGGUGUUCCAAUAUUUGAAUCAUUCCCAUCACUCUUCUCAGAGUCCUCUCCAAUUUAUCACUGUCCUUGAGUUUGAAGACUUUGACCUAACGCAAUGACCGAGAAAUAAGUAAGUUAAUUUACCGGUUACGGGCCAGGAGAGUACCUUGGUCCCAUUUCUCUAUCAUCUUUGUCCAAGUUUCUCACCGAGUGUAAAUGUGGUGCAACAGAAUACAGGAGUCCCACAUUCCCUUGGCCCUUCUGAAGGGUGGUGUUCCCUCCAAGUCACUGGCUGGUCGGGAGGUUGCCAGGGGAGAUAACUAAUGGACGAGUUUUGUUGGUGUCUGACAGGUGGAGAAACAGGUAAGACGGAGAGAAUUGAAGACAUCUCUAUGGCUGUGAAAGGCACCUCUCUCCCCACAACUCUGUUGGAUGUAUCCACUGGCUACUAUUAUGAUGACUCUGACUACAAUCAUGAAGAUGCGGACCGGAAGCGAGCGCUCCUUAAUAGGAUGCACGUGGUCGCCAUGGUGAUCUAUUCCAUUGCCUUCGUGCUGGGAGUGACGGGCAACGGGCUGGUCAUCUUCAUUACCGGCUUCCGGAUGAAGAGGACGGUCAACACCAUCUGGUUUCUCAACCUGGCCGUGGCCGACUUCAUCUUCACCUUCUUCCUCCCCUUCAGUGUGGCCUACACAGCCCUUGGCUUCCACUGGCCAUUUGGAAGGGCAUUGUGUAAAAUCAACACCGCUUUGGCCUUCCUCAAUCUCUACGCCAGCGUCUACCUCCUCAUGGUCAUCAGCAUAGACCGAUGCAUCUCCGUAGUGCGCCCUGUGUGGGCCCAGAACCACCGCACACCCCGCCUGGCUUUCCUGGUAGCCUUGGGUGUGUGGGUCGUGGCCUUGGCCUUGUGUUCUCCAAAUCUAUACUUCCUCCACACGGCACCCAACCCAUACAACGAGAACAUCACCAACUGCUACAACAAUUUCGACACGGCCGGGGAAGGGGCCACCGAGGAGCAGAGAACAAAGAGGUUUAACACUAACCACCGGGCCAUGACCAUCAGCCGCUUUAUCUUAGGCUUCGUUAUCCCCUUCACCGUCAUCAUGUGCUGCUACGGUGCCAUCUUGGCCAAGCUAAAGAGGAACAAGCUGACCCGAUCUGGGAAGCCCUUCAAGGUCAUUGCCGCUAUGAUCAUAGCUUUCUUCCUCUGCUGGUUCCCCUACCACAUCUUCUCCUUCCUGGUGAUGAACCGGACACCCAGCCUGGACACCGCCCUCAUUGUUGGCGUAGCUGAAUUCGACUUAUCCUAUUUGACUUACCCCACUGAAAGCAGCUUUCACCUCACUGGAAAACCAGUGACCAGCAACAUCCCUCCUGACUCCAUGCCCCAGGCUUUCCUAACAGCUCAGGGGCUGGUGAGCUGCUAUUACUGA